This is a messenger RNA of Triplophysa dalaica, 2657 nucleotides long. Its product is annotated as RNA exonuclease 5-like. Gene Ontology annotation, cellular component: nucleus. The record is from RefSeq and is a predicted model, not a curated record. Bases 264 to 2417 code for a protein of 717 amino acids. NCBI's taxonomy places the organism in Eukaryota, Metazoa, Chordata, Actinopteri, Cypriniformes, Nemacheilidae. The transcript is spliced from 19 exons. Gene Ontology annotation, molecular function: exonuclease activity; RNA binding.
CGGUGAACCCACGUGUCGUUUUCGUUUACUGAGUGUAGCGUGUUUACAUCGUGCUUCUGUACGCUAAAUGUCGUGAGGUUUUAGUUCGUGUGUAUAAAUCUGUGUCGUUAUUUUUAAACUUAUUUCUGACUCACUUCUGAGUUUAUAAUGAUCUGUUCAUAAGCCAUAACGCGAUUGACGUGAAUUACACGUGAGAUGUCGAUAGAAAACCACAUCAAUAUAACAACAGAUGGUGGCAGAGUCAUGACGUCAUCAUCAUCGUAAUGAAGAGGAAAGCACAGGAGAGUGUGAUGAUGUCACGUGAGAAGAAGAGAGUCAGACUGGAGAACAUCUCACAGGAUGUGCUGACGGUGAGAGAUCUGUGCGGUCUGAUCCAGUUCUCCACGCUCAGACCCACUCACAACAUCGUGAAGCCCAGCUGGUUCAGCGUCAGUGGUGAUGAUGGAGUCUCUCGGGUUAAUGUGAUGAUUCUGGACGGACUCACACAGACUCACUUCUACAGAUACUUCACGCACUUCAAACACCUAAGCAACAAAUACACUGCUAGAUGGAGUCUAGCGCCCUCCUCAGGUGACCUGAUGUCUGAUCUACUCAACUCUGAUGUCACACAAUCUGUAGAACACCUUAAGAUCUCAGCUCGGCUCAUGCUGAAUCCAGUCAUCCGUCGGUUUGGUCUGAAAGCUUCAGGGCUGAACGCUUUUCUGCUGAACGAGCGGGACAUGAUCAAACACAACUUCCCUGUGAAGGGUGGGCGGGACUGCGAGGGCUUCGUGUGCACUCAGAGCGACGGGCCGGUGACUGACAGCAGCCCUCUGUUUGGACUGGACUGUGAAAUGUGUUGUACUUGCGCUGGUCUGGAGUUAACUCGAGUGGCUCUGGUAGACUGCACUGGACAGUGUGUACUUAAUGAACUAGUUAAACCACACAACCCUAUAAUAGACUACCACACCAGGUUUUCUGGGAUCACGAGUUUGAUGCUGAACCCUGUAAAAACUCGACUGACAGACGUUCAGUGUCAAAUCCUGAAGCUGUUGCCUCCUGACGGCGUUCUGGUGGGUCACUCGCUGGAGAACGACCUGCGGGCCCUACACCUGAUACACCAUCACGUCAUCGACACGUCUCUGCUGUACCGCAAAGAGUUCGGUCAGAGGUUUAAACUCAAACACUUAGCUGAAGUGAUUCUCAAAAGAGAGAUUCAGUCAGAAGACAGGAUGGGUCAUGACCCCUGUGAGGACGCUUUAGCCGCUCUUCAUCUGGCUCAAUACUUCAUCAGUAAAGGACCCAGAGAGGUUGUGCAGGAUCAUAUGGAGGAUUUGUGGGAGAUGGAGUUCUGUGGUGACAGUGACUCAAACACUCCUCACAGCAGCAGCCCCCUCCCCUUCGGACACGCCCUCUACACAUCCGGCAAAUCAGCACUCUACCUGAGCACAACAGCAGAUGACACAGACUCACUGACCAAUCAACAUGUGUGCAGAAGACAACACUGCACAACUAACAGAGAGGUGGUGUGUGUGUUCAGGCGUGUGGUUCAGUCUUACACACUCAGUGUUCUUCAGUUCUCACACAGUGAAAAUCUACAACAAACACCAGCACAAAGACAACAACAUCUACAGCAGAUGAGUGUGUGUUUGAGAGAGAUGUGUGUGUUGUACGUCGGGCCGUGGCCCAGUGAUACAACAGUGAAACAGAUACACAAACUCUUCAGAUGCUGCGGUCGCGUGCGGACGGUACGAUUCCUGCACAACACACAUGGGAUUCACGCUGAGGUAGUGUUUGAUCAUCUUGAAGGCGCUCAGCUGGCUGUCAAUCAUCUGACGGAUCAUCACAUCAGUGACUGUCACAUCAAGGCUCGUCGUCCAGUACACGAGUGGUGUUUGGAUCUGGAUGAGCGCGUCUCUGAACGUCAGCGUGAUAUUCUCACCCAUCACAUGAUCUAUGUGUGUAAUCUGUCCUCUAAACAUCAUCACCAUGACGACCUGCUGCACACCUUCAAACAGUUUGGCCCCAUUCAACACAUCAUCAGACCUGCAAAGCAUGCUGGGAAACGCCACUGCAGACACGCCUUCAUCUCGUUUGAGCGCAGUGAGAGUGCUCAUGCAGCAGUGGGCGUCGCCCUGCAGAUGGGCAACAGGAAGUUAUCGGUGUGUCACGCUCUGACCCCGCCCCACAUGACCUCAUGGACACACGCGCAGGCCGUAGUUACAGAAACCAGCCCGGAAACAGCGGGGCAGAGAGAGGGAUGUGAUCCGCAUCAGAUGGAGCGUCACAUACAGAAACUGGAUGGCAAGGUGGGAAAAGUGUUUGGAGCGUUGGAGAAGAACUGCAUGAGCAUCGUCAUCCUGCCGGGAGUCAGGAGCGCUUCUGUGGAUUAUCUUGGCUUGUGCUUUAUUCACAUCAAACGUGACGACACCAUCUAGUCCUCCAAGCGUCGUCACGGCAGAUGAUUGGUUCUGACUCCGCCCAUUUGGAAGUGUUCUGUGAAAUGUUUUGAUAAGAGAUGCUGUUUUUAUAUUGUCUUUGCAUUCUGUUAUAAACAGUGAAAUGAACUUCAUUCCUGCUGUUGUGUUUGUUUAUGUCACGUCUGAUGACUGCUUUAUGAGUCCAGAGAUGAAGAGUCAGACUCGUGUUAAUAAAAAUACAAGUUGUUUGUGAGGAAA